AUGGAUCGCAUUCGUUGGAGUGACACAGCAAUUUCAUUUCGAAGUCUUGUAAACAAUCCAGCUAUACCAAAGCCUGCACUUGUCCGCAUUGGUAAUAAAGCUAUUGUAGUUGGAGAAAAAAUCAAUGGAGAAUUUAUUAUGGCAUCACCCUGUAGAGUAUCUGGUGAUCGAUUUGAUGUUAUGGAACAAGAAAUUGUCUUAUCAAGCAAACAUACAGGUGUAUGGAGAGUAAUAUCAAAAGCAACUUCCAGAAAAGAAGGUCAUAUUCAUCGUUUAACUACGAAGGACCUUGAAAGAAUUCACAAACAAGAUAUUCUUAAUGAACGUGUUACUCCUCGCUCAUAUAUUUGCAUACGAGAUAUUGAAGCAUUUGAAUUGAUCGUUCAUAGUAACGAUGUAACGGUUUUUAAUGGCAAUCGAGUAGAUCGACAUAUGAAACAAAUUGAAGAGAAUGUUGAAUUUGAAAUAUAUGAUACCGGUGAAGUUGAAUAUACACCAUCCGAAGGUGAACGUACAUCACAAGAUUAUGUAAUGGUACCAAAAGCUAAACAAGCAACACUUUUACAACUUCUUUUACCCGGUGUUAUGGCACAAGAACAAGUCAUACGUAAUCGUGUUGUACGCGCACUUCAUUGUAAAACAAAAGGUGAAACACAUAAACGUCAUUUUCUUCUUGAAGUUAAUGAACAACCCUGUGAAAUACGUCCAAUUGCAUCAGAUGGAUCAACUGAAUUACGUUAUCUUCAUUCAACACAAAAUCUAUAUGAUUAUAUGUCAAGUUAUGGAAAUGAUGCAGUUUUAUAUGUUAAAUUACUUCGAGGUGAUCCACCAAUGAAAGCAAUUGAAUUCGAUGGUUAUAUGGUUUUAAAAACUACAUUAAAUGGUGAUAAAAUUCCAAUAUGUCGUGUUGAAGAUCUUGAAGUAACACUUGUUAGUGCUGAUCUUCCUAUUAAAGUUCGAUUACCAACAAAAAGUGAACAUAUGUGGCGUUCAUUAUCUGAAGUUCGCGCAGCUGAAAUUCAAUGUAUGCAAUUAGCACUUGCUUUACUUGCUCGACAUGAAUCUGAAAUGUAUAUUACAACUGAAACACAAAGGAAUACUAAAAACUAUUUAGAAUCAACUUAUAAUCAACAAUUAAGAGCAACUAAUUCUCAUCAAUCAUCUGAUGCAAUUAAAAAACAUAUUGAAGAAUGUGAAAAAGUUUUUGAAAAUAAUUCUACUACUACUAAUAAUAAUAAUAUUACAAAAUCAAGAUCGAAACCUAACGAUGAUUUACAUACACAUCAAACAAUAGAAAAACAAGCAAAUAAUCCUCAAAGACAUAAUUCUACCCAUCAUAACCAUCAUCGUCAACAACAACAGCAUCAUCACCAUCAUCAACAAAAACAUCAGCAUCAUCAUCAUCAACAACAAGAACAGCUUCACCAUCAUCAACAACAAUCUUCAUCAAUACCUCAAGAUGUAUUCAGUAGAACAAUGUCACAUCCAUCACAUACUUCUUCUAAUAAACCUAAUCGAACAAAUGAUAGACGAUCAACAUUGAAUGAAAAUAUUGAUCCAAAUGACUCAUAUAAUUGUUUUCAUCGAACGGCUAUUAAAAAAAAUUCAAUACCUUCUUCUUCCUCUUCUUUGCAACAUCAUGGAACGAAAAGAAAUACGAGUUAA
Molecule: messenger RNA, 1665 nt
Organism: Rotaria sp. Silwood1
Lineage: Eukaryota; Metazoa; Rotifera; Eurotatoria; Philodinida; Philodinidae
Source: the annotation of a GenBank genome assembly